AUGCCUCCUCGUGGUCGACGGCGACUCUCAAACCUUGCAAUGUUUCUCUCACUACUCUUCCUCUUCACCUCUACAGCUUCUGCAGCUUCGGCUGUUCUGGGCAUAGAUAUAGGGACCGAAUACAUCAAAGCCGCCCUAGUCAAGCCGGGGAUCCCCCUUGAGAUUGUUCUGACGAAAGAUUCGAAAAGAAAGGAGACCGCAGCUGUUGCUUUCAAGCCCCUGAGAACCAGGGUAUCUACGGCCGAACCUGACGCGUUCCCAGAACGGAUAUACGGCGGUGAUGCCGUGGCUCUUUCCGCUAGAUUUCCCAGCGACGUCUAUCCAAAUCUUAAGCCACUCCUGGGCUUGAAAACCAGCGACGACCUUAUCUCGGAAUAUGGCGGGACCUUUCCAGGAUUGGAAAUUGUCGAGUGGGCCGAGACAGGUACUGUGGGAUUCAAGAGCGACUCGUUUGUCAAGGAGGAGGAACCUUGGCUAGUCGAGGAACUCCUAGCGAUGGAGCUGAAGAACAUCAAGGGCAACGCUGAGACCAUGGCCGGUAAAGGGUCAGCAAUACAGGAUGUUGUGAUCACUGUUCCCUCGUUUUAUACAGUGGAAGAGCGAAAGGCAGUCAUCUUGGCAGCAGAUCUUGCAGGUUUACGGGUGCUGUCGUUAAUCAGCGAUGGUCUUUCUGUUGGCCUGAAUUACGCGACCUCAAGAACCUUCCCAACGGUCAACGAAGGUGGCAAGCCCGAAAUACACUUGGUAUAUGAUAUGGGUGCGGGUUCUACAACUGCCACCGUCCUCAGAUUCCAAGGAAGGACUGUGAAGGACGUUGGCAAAUACAAUAAAACGAUACAAGAAGUCCAGGUACUCGGCACAAGCUGGGACAAGACUUUGGGUGGAGAUGCGCUCAACCGCGUCAUCUUGGAGGAUAUGAUCAACAAAAUUACAUCUACGGCCCAUAUGAAGAAUCUGGAGGUACUGCCGAAGCACGUGAGAGCCCAUGGCCGGACAAUGGCGAAACUGUGGAAAGAAGCGGAGAGGGUCCGACAAGUAUUGAGUGCAAACACUGAGAUAUCCACAAGUCUUGAGUCAUUGUAUGAUGAAGACUUUAACUUCAAGUAUAAGCUGUCUCGCGCCGAUUUCGACCAACUUGCUUCUGCAUAUCCAGAGCGAGUUCAGAAGCCUAUUACAGAAGCUUUGGGAAUUGCAAAAUUAUCCCUUGCCGACUUAGAAUCCGUCAUCCUGCACGGAGGCGCUGUUCGGACACCCUUCGUCCAGAAGCAAUUGGAAGCGGUCAUUGAAGAUUCUAACAAGAUUAGAACAAACGUGAACGCAGAUGAGGCUGCAGUUUUUGGAGCAGCAUUCAAGGCUGCGGCCAUCAGUCCUAGCUUCCGAGUGAAAGAGAUCAGAGCUUCAGACAGCGCAGUGUACCCUAUUUUCGCCUCUUGGUCGAUAGAUGGAAAGGAAAAGCAGCAAAAGCUUUUCGUACCGACGUCGCAAGUUGGCUCUGAGAAACAAGUCUCAGUCAAGGCCACGGCAGACUUCUCCUUUACUCUGUCUCAGCAGGCCUCAUCUGACUCUUCUGAUCUUCAAAUUUCAGUUAUCAAGACCGGGAAUUUGACAGACUCUGUCAAACAACUGACCAAUAAGUUUAGUUGUUCACUGAGUGACGUCAGCACCAAGUUCGCGAUUCGAUUGAGUCCUGUUGAUGGACUCCCCGAAGUCAUCAGUGGAUCCGUCAGCUGCGAGGUUACAGAGACAGAGACCAAGAAAGGAGGAGUGGUCGAUGGCAUGAAGGACUUUCUGGGUUUCGGGUCAAGGAAGGGGGACCAGGAGCCGCUUAAAGAAGACGAUAAUGCCGAAUCCUCAACAUCAACGUUAGAGCCCGAGACGUCUACCGCUUUGUCGCCUACAAAGACUGACACGGCUGGCUUUGUAGUGGACGAAAGUGUUAAAGAAGAAAAGCCCAGAGAGUUGAAGAAGAAGACGCAGACAAUCGCCGUUGGUUUCUCAACCGAGUCAAUUGAAUCACAAGGAGUCCAGCCCGACAGUCAGAAGCGUAUGAAAGCUCGGCUGUUUGCCUUCGAUAAAUCAGACCGCUCUCGCGUCUUGCGCGAGGAAACCCUGAACAAUCUUGAGGGGUACACUUACAAGAUCAGAGAUAUUCUAGAGGACGAGGGUUUCGUUGCUGCGUCGACGGAAGAGCAGAGGGAUGGAAUUGAAGAAAAAUCAAAUGAUGCGAGCAUAUGGCUGUAUGGUGAUGGCGCGGACGCUAACCGAGAAUCGCUAAAAGCAAGGUUGGACGACCUCCGUGGGCUUGUUGCUCCCAUUCAAAAACGGAAAGACGAGGCAAACAAACGCCCAUCAGAAAUCCAGAGACUGGAGGAUGCACUGGCGCAAGCAAAUACCAUGGUCACUGUGGUCAAGCAGCAAAGAGAAGCCCAGGUCCUGGCGGAAUCUAAGGCCGCUUCAAACGCGGAUGAGGCAAAAUCGCAGACCACUACGGCGCCCAGCACGUCUACUGAUGACUUCGCGGACCUAGACGACGAGACUGCCACGGCCUCAUCCUCCAUCAUGUCGGCAGCUCCUCAUCUUCCUGCGUCGAUGUACAGCGAAGAGGACAUUAAUGCUAUUCUCCAGACAGAGGAUAAUGUCAAGAGGUGGCUUGAUGAGAAGCUGGCCGAGCAGGAAAAGCUCUCGCCAACAGAUGACCCUGUCUUACUGUCGUCAGAGCUAUCUGCAAAGUCGAAAGAACUCAACGACGUGGUAAUGAGUCUUUUGACCAAACAAAUGAAAACCCCGCCAAAGCCGAAGAAAUCGAAGUCCAAGUCAAAGACUACGAAGACCAGCUCUACGAAGGCGACCGAUACAGACACUAGCGCUGUGGAGUCUGGAGCAGCUGCCAAGGAGACGACAGGACCGGCGGGUGAACUGGAUGAUGAAAUGGAAGGCUUGCAUCAGGCGACGCCGGAGGAGAUCGAAGAGGCUAUGGCAGAACAGAAGUCUAACGCAGAGAGGAAGACGAAAAAGAAAGAGAAGGCCAAAGCCAGUGGGAAGGGUAAGGGGAAAGGGAAGUCAAAGGGCAAUGAUGGGGGGAAGGUGGAAGAGCAUGGAGAACUGUAA
Molecule: messenger RNA, 3108 nt
Organism: Letharia columbiana
Lineage: Eukaryota; Fungi; Ascomycota; Lecanoromycetes; Lecanorales; Parmeliaceae
Exons: 1
Coding region: 1-3108 (1035 amino acids)
Biological process (GO): endoplasmic reticulum unfolded protein response; cellular response to hypoxia; negative regulation of hypoxia-induced intrinsic apoptotic signaling pathway
Cellular component (GO): endoplasmic reticulum chaperone complex
Molecular function (GO): ATP binding; ATP-dependent protein folding chaperone
Source: RefSeq, a predicted model, not a curated record